AUGACAUCCACCACUAAGAUAGCGGAAUUACAGGAAUUAUUAAGCAUCGAGGACAGUGAAUUGGCAGAGGAUCUUCUCAGUCAGAGUGGCUGGAAUUUGCAGGGGGCUGUUGAGUGCUAUUUCGAUAGGCAGCAGAACCCACAGAGUACACAGAACACCCAGCAAUAUCCACCCAAUUCCUCUGUAGCUAAUGUUGGCUUAGGGGGCACGUCUCGAUUAAGUGCAUCUCCACUAUCUCCACUUUCUCUACUCUACAAUUUAUACCGCGGUUUGGUCUACCUGGCUGUGAAGAUACUAAGACUCCCAAUCUGGCUUUAUUCCUUUGUGUUCAACUAUAAUUCACUCAGCCAGCCACCUACUUACAUCUCCCCACAAGAUGCUAACUCUCUCCUCAUUUCGUCGAUAACCCAGGCGGUGAACAGCGUACAAGGGCCAUCUUCAACAACGACCGCACUUAGCAAUGCAGGCAACACAAAUACACCCACACAGCCAUCUCUUCCCGCUUUUUACACAGGCACUCCCUCAGAAGCCAUCAAAGAAGCGCGAAACACAGCUCAGUUUGGCAUAAUAGUCGUGAUAGACGGGAGUGAGACAAGCACCCAAUUCAAGCACUCAACGCUCGCCAACGCUCAUUUCGUAAGGCUGGUUGAAGAACACCAGUGUCUCGUUUACGUCGGUGAUGUCACUGUAGAUAAGCACGCGUAUGAGUACGCGACGGGGUGUAGUGUAGUUACAUCUGCAUUUCCUUACGUACAGCUUUACUCCCUCCAGGCACUCCCCACUCGUUCCAAUCCACUCGUCUCCACACCCACCAUGUCCCUUCUGGGCAGUGUGUCGGGCGGGGAUACGCUUGGCGACUCCUUCGUAAACUUUCUCUCUUCACGCUAUUUGAGGCGAGUGGGUGCGUAUCUAGGCAGAUUGCGUCUGGAGAAAUACGAGGCUCAGCGCAGAUCUUACCUUCAAGAAGCAGCGGAAAAAGAGGAGACUGAUCGUAUGCAGCGUGAUGCUGAGAGGGUUAUGCGCAGAAGGGAAGAGGUUGCACAAGAGAAGAGGCUGGCUGAGGUGGCUGCUCGAGAGAGGGAGAUAACCGAGUUGGAGAAUGUGCGCAGAGAAGCCGCGUUGGUUGAAUACAAGAGAUGGCUCAAGGGAACGCUCCCAAAUGAGCCCCCUAACGGCAUCAAAUUGGCUUUUAAAUUGCCUGAUGGAAGGAGAAUUGUACGCGGUUUUGCUCCACAAACACCCCUCCACACCCUCUACACUUAUAUCGAUACCAUUGACGUGGAACAUGCAUCAAACACACCGCAUCCACCACUUACAGACUACUCGCCUCAAUUCAACCUCUUCACUAGCUAUCCUAGGAGGCUUAUACCAGAUGAUAUGGAUAGAAUGGUUGAGGAUAUCGACGUGUUGUCUAAGGGUGGAUCUGUGGCAGUAGAAAGCACAGUCACAUGCGAUGAUAGUGAGGAGAGCGAUGGUGAUGAGGAGGAUUAA
Molecule: messenger RNA, 1491 nt
Organism: Wallemia ichthyophaga EXF-994
Lineage: Eukaryota; Fungi; Basidiomycota; Wallemiomycetes; Wallemiales; Wallemiaceae
Product: UBX domain-containing protein 3
Exons: 1
Coding region: 1-1491 (496 amino acids)
Molecular function (GO): ubiquitin binding
Source: RefSeq, a predicted model, not a curated record